This is a messenger RNA of Cannabis sativa, 1456 nucleotides long. Its product is annotated as serpin-Z10-like. NCBI's taxonomy places the organism in Eukaryota, Viridiplantae, Streptophyta, Magnoliopsida, Rosales, Cannabaceae. Gene Ontology annotation, molecular function: serine-type endopeptidase inhibitor activity. The transcript is spliced from 2 exons. The coding region runs from base 112 to 1278 and encodes 388 amino acids. The record is from RefSeq and is a predicted model, not a curated record.
AUGAAUUAAAAACAAGAAUAUAUAUGUUUCGAUUUAUAUAGAUUUUGUAUAGAGAGGCAGAAACCCUAGGUAGGAAAGUAGAGUACUAGCGGUAAGGAAAAGUAAAGUGCGAUGGAGUUGGAUAUGGAGAUACUGAAGAAAUUCCUUGGCUGUAAAGAUGGUCUAAUGAAAAAAAACUUGAUAUUCUCGCCAUUGUCAAUAAACAUUUUGAUGAGUAUGGUUGCUAAUACACUGAAAGAAGGGCCUGAGUUGGAGAAAUGGUUGUCCCUUUUGGGAUCCAAAACCAUAGCCGAUCUCAACGCAAACUACACCUCUGAUAUUCAACAACUCACUGAUUAUUGCAACACCGAUGAAGGCCAUCCUAAAUUUUCUUUAGUUAAUAGCUAUUGGAUUGACAAGAAAUUCAAACUAGACCCUUCUUGCGAGCUAUUACUCUCAACGGUAUACAAAUCUAAGGUCUCCAAUCAUCUAGAUUUUAAAAACAAGGGAAGGGAAGCAAUAUACGAGAUCAAUUCUUGGGCAGAAGAAAACACCAAAGGGCUUAUCAAAAAUCUUCUCAAGUAUAACCCAGACACAACUAAACUAACCAUAGCAAUUCUCGCAAACGCACUCUACUUUAAGGGUGUUUGGCUUGAUCAAUUUGACCCUUCAAGAACUCUCAUAGAAAAAUUCUACACACUCAACGGCGAUGUGAUUCAAGUUCCAUAUAUGACCCAUAAUUUUUCACUGAGUGGUUGCUACGCACCAUUCGAUGAGUUUAACGUUCUACAGUUGCCCUAUGACAAUCCUUCUUAUGGAAAAGGACUGACAUUUGCCAUGUACAUUUUCUUACCGAAAGAGAAUGAUGGGUUAUUGAACUUAAUGAGUCUCUUUGGUUCAAACCCAAAAGAUUUUCUAACUCAAAAAUUUAAGUUUAAUCCCAUAUAUUAUAUUGGAAAAUUACGGAUACCCAAAUUCAACUUCAAUUAUAAAUUUGAAGUUUCGAAGACUAUGAAGGAGUUGGGAUUGAGUAUGAAUGCACAAGCAAAAUUACUUCCUUUCAGUGAUGAGACAGUAAAGAAAGUUUAUCACAGUGCUUGUAUUGAAGUUAAUGAGAAUGGAACUGAAGCUUCAGCAGUUACUUAUGAGGAUGACAAUUGUGGAUGUUGUAUGUAUUCUCCACCCAAAAAGUACGUAGAUUUUGUUGCUGAUCAUCCAUUUUUCUUCAUGAUAAGGGAGGAGAAUUCAAGAAGACCAAUCUUUUUCGGAGUUGUGGUAAAUCCACUCCUAGCUAAAUGAACAAAUUAUUUAGCUUUCUUUCUCCAGCUAUUUGGAAAGGUAAUUUGAUGUUUUAGUGUUUCAAAUUUGGGUCCAUAUAUGUUUAUCAAAAAGACAAUUUGUGUCUAUGUUUUUGUUUAAGAAAUUAGUUUUGUCGAUAUAUUUUCUUUAGAAAUAAACAUCUACUAUUUAUGAUCUU